Molecule: messenger RNA, 1286 nt
Organism: Zea mays
Lineage: Eukaryota; Viridiplantae; Streptophyta; Magnoliopsida; Poales; Poaceae
Biological process (GO): carbohydrate transport
Cellular component (GO): membrane
Molecular function (GO): sugar transmembrane transporter activity
Source: RefSeq, marked provisional
CCGAGAAGGAAAGCGCGAAUUAAAGCAGCACGGGCAACACGCCGAGCAAAACAGCGAAAUCCUCAAAUCCCCACCCCGGCUGGUGACGGCGCCGCCCCCGCUGCUGCCUGCGGUCCUGCUUCUGCUAAUAGUAAUAGGUAUUCAGAUUCGAGCAGAGCACUCCCGUGCUGCAGGCAAGGGAGGACGCACCACCAUGGAUUGGGAUGCUCCGGCAUUGACGAGCUUCGUCGCCGACUUGUCCUUCCGCCACCUCUGCUGCUACGGGGCCGGAAUCGCAGGGAACGCCUUCGCCUUCGUGCUCUUCGUCUCCCCGCUCCCCACAUUCAAGAGGAUCGUCCGCAACGGAUCCACGGAGCAGUUCUCGUGCACGCCGUACAUCUACUCGCUGCUCAACUGCCUCAUCUGCAUGUGGUACGGCCUCCCCUUCGUCUCCUACGGCGUCGUCCUCGUCGCCACCGUCAACUCCAUCGGCGCCGUGUUCCAGCUCGCCUACACCGCCGUGUUCAUCGCCUUCGCCGACGCCAAGCAGAGGCUCAAGGUCUCUGCUCUCCUGGCCGCUGUCUUCCUGGUGUUCGGACUGAUUGUGUUUGUUAGUCUGGCUUUGUUGGAUCACAAAGCCCGGCAGGUGUUCGUCGGAUAUCUCAGCGUCGCGUCCCUCGUAUGCAUGUUCGCGUCCCCCAUGUCAAUCGUCAAUCUGGUCAUCCGGACGAAGAGCGUGGAAUACAUGCCCUUCUACUUGUCAUUAUCCAUGUUUCUGAUGAGUGCAUCCUUCGUCAUAUACGGAGUGCUGCUUGGUGAUGGCUUCAUAUAUAUUCCAAAUGGCAUUGGAACCAUAUUGGGUAUCGUACAGUUGCUGCUGUAUGCCUACAUCAGAAAGGGAUCAAGCGAGGAAGCCAAGCUGCCCUUACUAAUCACACAUACAUGAGCAUGCCAAAAGGGAAAAAAAACAAGGUUCGCUGAUAGGCUUUCCCGAAAUCCUGUCUCUGGUCAAACUUCCAGGUCGAUGUACUUGUCCGAAUUGUUUUGCUCCUGUGAAAAAAGCAUGCCGUUCUUUCGUUUUGUUUACACGCGACGGGGAUCGUAGUUUCGCUGUAUAUUCCAUGGUAGAUGCUCCAAGUUGUUGCUGGAGUCAUUCGUUUAUGAGUGAGCGAAGCUUUGUAUAUAAUAUAGUAGUAGUAAUGUGGUUCCGUGAACUUCAUCAACAGAGAGGACCAGCUGUAUACACAAAGAAAAGCAAUAAAAGGAUGUUACUAUAUCAUUAUCAAUAAAUAAAGUUUUGUUUCGCC